Lycium barbarum (goji berry) is the source of this 5840-nucleotide messenger RNA. RefSeq names its product probable disease resistance protein At4g27220. NCBI's taxonomy places the organism in Eukaryota, Viridiplantae, Streptophyta, Magnoliopsida, Solanales, Solanaceae. The record is from RefSeq and is a predicted model, not a curated record. Gene Ontology annotation, molecular function: ADP binding. Bases 644 to 4651 code for a protein of 1335 amino acids. The transcript is spliced from 10 exons.
GGAUUUGAACAGCCAUCCAGUAAUCUCAUCAUUUAGUGCAUCUCUCCAGCGACCAAAAGGCAAAAAACCAAGUCUCUUGCUUCCUUUACUACUGGUGACAAAACUGUUCGACAGAUACCUUCCAUAUUUGUGUUCGGGCAAGAAAACAAAAAGAAUCUCUGAUCAGUUGGAUAGCAGUCAUCGUUUUGUUUUAGUAGAACUUCAUUUCCAAUACCUUCGGCAUUUGUGUUAGGGCAAAAACAAAAAAAUCUCAGUUGGAUAGCAGUCAUCGUUUUGUUUUAGUAGCACUUCAUUCCAAUACCUUUUGUAUUUGAGUUUGGAAAAAAACAAAAAACAAAAAAAUCUCUCCGUUACUUGCAGUCAUCAUUUUGUUUUAACAGAACUUCAUUUUCAGUACAUAAGAUAUCUUCUACAGUACUGAUAAAGAUACCUUCUGUAUUUGUGUUCCGGCAAAAGAAAAAAAAAAAAAAAUCUCCCAAUUGGAGUCAUUGUCUUUAGCAGAACUUCAUUCCCAAUACAUUAAAUCUCUUCUACAUUACUGAUAAAGGAACAAAUAAACAAAAGAAGAAAGAGGAAAGCAAUUAUACUGAACGGAAAGACUGAUCAGUAAAAAAAUUGAAAAAGAAGCAAGGUUGACGAGCAAAUGGCCUUAGAAAUUGUGGGAUUAAUUACAGAGCCAGUUGUAAACUACAUAGUCAAACCAAUUGGACGACCACUUGGUUAUCUGAUGUUUUACAGGAGAAACAUCCAAAAUCUGAAAGAUGAAAUGGAGAAGUUGGAUCAGAUUAGAGCAGAUGUGGUUCGAUCGAAGGAGGAGGAGGAGAGAAAUUUGAGAAGUGUCGCAACCGUUACUGAGGGCUGGCUCAAAGAAACAGAUGACAUCCGAAAAAAGACCAACACUAUUUUGCCAAGUGAAGCUGAUAUUGGGAAGGGGUGUCUAAGUCAAGGUUUGAUUUCGCGUUAUGUGGUGAGUAGGAAAGCUAAGAAGAUAAUUGACGUUGUCAUCCAACAACGAAAUGAAGGGAGCGGGUAUGUGAAAACGAUGUGCAUUGUAAGCAAGAAAGACGCUGAUGAGGAUGAUGGUAUGUCAAGACAAUUAAUCAUGGCAGAUAUCAUUAAAGCUCUAAAUGAUGAGGAGAUAAAUAUGAUUGGGAUAUGUGGUCCAGGUGGGGUUGGGAAGACGAGGAUGGAGAAGAAAGUUAUUGCAAAGGUCGAAGGGGAAAACUUGUUUGAUAAGGUUGUGUUCACAGUAGUUUCCCAACCAUUCAACUUGGAAAAUCUUCAAGCCUCAAUUGCAGAACAAUUGGGUCUAAAACUUAAUGAAAAGGAUAAGAACAUCAGAGCUGUCAGACUAAAUACAAGACUGAAUAAUGAGUAUAAAAUUCUCUUAAUAUUAGAUGAUGUUUGGGAAAAACUGGAUUUGGAGGAAGUCGGAAUUCCCUUGGGAGAGGAGCACAAAGGUUGUAAAGUCAUUUUAACAUCGAGAAGCUACGAUAUAUGCUCUUCUAUGUUUCGGACUGGGGGGAAGAUUUUCACCAUAGAGUCAUUGACUGAAGAAGAAUCUUGGGUUCUCUUUAGAAGAAACGCUGGUGAUAGAACUAAUGAUCCUGCCUUGUAUCAAACUGCAAAACAAAUUUGCAAGGAAUGUGGGGGGAUACCACUUGGAAUAUUAACUGUUGCAAAUGCUUUAAAAGAUACAAGUCAGGACAUCUGGGAAGGUGCACUUACACAGCUAAAAUCAGUCGUUCCAGAAGACAUUACAGGAUUAAGAGAAGUAUAUAAUUCCUUGAAGCUUUCCUACGAUCAGCUAAAAAAUGAUGAAGCAAAGAAGUUAUAUCUACAUUGUGGUUUAUUCCCAGAAGAUUACUCUAUACCCCUGGAAACUCUUGCCAGACGUGGAAUGAGUUUGGGUAUGUUUUCACACAUCAAUAGUCUUCAAGAAGCUAGGAUAAAGGUGAAAUUAUUGGUUGAUAAGCUGAAAAAUUGUUUCCUGCUACAAAAAGACAAGGAUGAUAGCUCGGUCAAAAUGCACGAUGCUCUUCGAGAUUUAGCUAUAUAUAUUUCAUCCAGAGAACGACGUCAUUUUGGGAUAAGCCACGAUUUGAAGCUAAAACAAUGGCCAAGAAAUAUUUACCAUGAAGAAGUAACUUGCAUUUCAGUACGUUCACAUACCACUAUAAAGCAUCCAAAGACGCUAAAUUGCCCGAGAUUAGAAUUCUUAGAAAUAGGAGCAGGGGGUGGGGGUGUUUCUUAUCUGGAUGAUGAUAUUUUCCAUGGUACAAGAGGCCUCAAAACAAUCGAAGUAUCCUACAUGCGAUUUUCACUUAUGCCAUCAUCAAUUGGAUUGUUAAAGAAUUUGCGCAUGUUAAGAUUGUUUCGCUGCGAGAUGGAGGAUAUAUCAUUGAUAGGUGAGUUAGUUAAGCUUGAGAUUCUGAGUAUGAGAGCUUCAAUCUUUAGAGUUUUUCCAGCUGAACUAGGAAAGCUUGAGAAGCUCAGGUUAUUGGAUUUGAACUCUUGUCAUACUAUUGAAAGAAUUGAACCAGGUGUUCUAUCAAGUUUUCUUGAGUUAGAAGAACUUGAUAUGGAAGGAUGCUUUGCAGUUGAAUGGGAAGUCGAAAACAAAGUGGAACAGAAUAAAGCCAAAAACGUCGCACUUGCUGAACUGCAUGUGAUGCAGAAUUUGACCACGCUAAGUAUUGACAUAUCUGACGGAGAUAUCCCAAAAGAUACGAGUCUUCCUGGUGGGCUAACGGAGUUUUUUAUAAGAAUAUGGUCGUCUGGUAUUUCUAGAAGUCUUAGAAGUAUGGUAACUUUUGGAACUUUUGGAAAGUAUGAUUCUAAAUACUCUAAGACGGUGUGGUGUUGUUCUGAUGAAGAGCAUGUAGUGGAUUGGAUAAGCAACAUUGUAGUGCAUGCCGAAGACGUCGUGUUGCGGAAAAGUGUAACAAGCCAUGUAAUUGAUUUAUUGGCGAGAGAAAGCUUCCAGCAUGUGAAGUUCCUAGAUGCUAGCGGACAUAAAGAAUUGCGGUAUCUUGCAAAUAUGUCAGAUUUUCCCGGCAAGACUCCAAGUCAAUAUACUAAUUGUUUUGCCAACCUCGAACACCUUAGCAUCAGCAAUUGUGAGGACAUUGUUUAUUUUCUCCCUAUGCCGGUGGUGUCCACAACUUUGCCACUUCUUAAAAAUCUAGAAAUCGACUCGUGUAAGAAGUUGGAACAAGUGUUCCUUCUAGAGGAAGAUAAUCGGAGUGGUGGGCAUGGAAUUAGCCAAAUUGAUAAGGUCAAGUUCCCCAGAUUGGAGACAAUAAAGCUUGCAAAUUUAGAGGCGCUAAACGGUUUCUGCAAUGGGACUCACAACAUCGAGCUCCCUAGCUUAAGUACCUUGCGUAUCCGGAAUUUACCCAACAUCAGAGGAUUCUUCUCCAACCAAAGUGCUAACAUGCACUUCCUCUUCGGGGAAAAGGACGCACUGGCAAGCUUGAAGAAUUUGGAACUCGGUUAUAUGGAUGAUGCAAUGUUGUUAUGCUACCAAUUAGUUUCCCAUUGCUGCUUCAGAGGACUUGAGCAUUUAAGCAUCUGGAAUUGCAAGAAUCUCCCUCCUGAUUUGUUUAUUGAUCCUGUGAAUGAUGCUCGAAUUAUUAGUGCAGAGGAAGAGGAAAAAGAAUACGGAGAAAACGUGGCUGCUAACUCCCUGCUAUUUCCUCAUUUGAAAUAUUUGCUUUUAUAUGGAUUGCCAGAUUUGAGACAUGUUGUUUCACUGAAUAUGCAAAAGGUUCCUUUUGCUAACGUGAAAUCAAUUGAAGUAAACUCUUGCGAUAGACUACUUCACUUCUCUUCGCUAUCUGUAGCCAGGACUUUUUCGCAGCACGUUCAAAAACUGUCAUUUGUUGAUUGUGAGGAGAUGGAACAAGUGUUUGUUUUAGAGGACAAUGAAGUGGAAGGAGCUGAUCAAAGUCAAAUCCCUGACAUCCAGUUCCCGAGGUUGCAGGAGUUAAGUCUUGACAAUUUACAAGCACUCACGAGUUUUUGCAAGGGGGUUAACAACAUUGAGUUCCCAAAUUUGAGAUACCUACGAAUUUCUGGCUUGAGCAACAUAAACGGUUUUGUGAUUCCGACAUAUGGAGAGCAAUUCAAUGGCAUGAAUUUCCUUUUUGGAACUAAGGUCUCAUUUGGAGGUUUGAAGUAUCUGAUACUCCGUGACUUAGACAGUGAGUUAUGGUUCCACCAACUUUGCUCAAGGACACCGUCCUUCAGAGAAUUGGAAGAAUUAAACAUUUACGAAUGCGACAAGAUAAGGAACUUGUUUUCUUCUUCUUCUUCUUCAAUCGGGGCCUUGGUGAAUCUGAAGAGACUAGAGAUAUGGAACUGCUCACGGAUUGAAGCUGUAAUUGUAGAAGAAGGAGAGGGAAUGAGCAUGAAGCUUCAAUUUCUUAAAUUGGAAUAUUUAUGGCUGUGUGAGUUACCAAAGUUGGGAAGCUUUAGCCAAAGCAAACAUGGUCUACACUUGCCCUCGCUGGAGAAGUUACGGAUCGAUGAUUGCGGUGAAAUGCAGACCUUUGCUCAAGGAUACAUAAACACACCAAGAUUGAAGCACCUUACAAUAAAUUAUGAAGACGUUCCGGUGGAUGACAUAAAUAAUUCCUUGCGCCAUUAAUUUGAGGAACAGCAUGCAAAUGAUGAAGAAAUGGAAGAAGUAGCAGCAGAUCAACUAACAGCUGAAGUAGAGGAGGAUGAGAAAAAAGAAAUAAUGGAAGAAUAAGCAGAGCAAAUAAUUAACUACUGAUCAUGGUCGCAACUUUAUUUUCAACGACAAGAAUUGAAACUGCAGAAGAGGAAUCCUACAAGUCUAUCACGUAUUCUAACUCGUAUUCUGGAGUUGAUGUUGACCUGAAAGCUGAGUUUACAUUUGUUAGCUGAUAAGUUUGCACCUUUGUUACUUAUGAGCCCUAUAUGUCCUUCCGUUGGAGUCGUUCUACUUUGUCUUAAUUACUUUUGGUUGUUGUAUAAGUCUCCAAGACUAUUAUGAAUUUUCUUGUUCUUGUGUUUUCUCCAUGAUUCCAUGACAGAUUUAUGGGGUUGUAUUUAGUAUUUGCGGCACCAUUUUUAAGCUUUAUCUGGAUAGUUAUUAUGCUUAAACUUUUUAAAAUGUAAUAAAGAUAUGUUGUGAGGUACAUUGAAUUUGUAUGAUACCGCUUGAGGUUGAUCAGGUUGAGUUGGUUGUAAUUGAAGUGGUUCACUUGUUGGACCCCUAACGUUGGUUGUGACAUUGUACUUAUACUGUUGCCUCAAACUGUUGAUUGAUUCAAGUAAUUGCCAAGUUGGUAAUAUUGGUUAACUUAGCAGCAAUGUUGUAUCUGUAACUUUUACUCUUUCAAAAUCUUGGACAUGUGGUUUAUGAACAAGAAAUGAUGACUCUAGAAUCUUUAGUUGCUGAUGUUUAGGUCGCAUGUCCAACGUUUUCGCCUCCAUCCUAUGAACUAAAAGAUGAAAAUUGUCUGUCCGGAAGAGUGAGUAUAAUAUGUAUGCCUAUAAACUAACAGGGAAUCGCAAAGCACAUGUUAUGUCUGAUUUAAGUUUUAUUUUCUCAAAUGUGGCUUUCAUAAUAUUUCAUUUCAUGUUUGAAAGAGUUUACAUAUUCAAGUAUAAAAUGUGAUCUCUUUGAAAAAAGGAGAGUGGAUAUAACAACAGAAAUGCAGUUACAAGGGAAUAUAAAUUCGUUGCGACUGCACAUUCAUGCCUUAUAAAGGAAGAUCAUUGCACAAACCAAGUAUAUUAACUUUAUGGGUGACAAACUAAAGUGAGAAUAUAUCGUAAUUACCAUAAUAAGUAAUAGUAAAAGUGCA